AUGGAGGCCAACGACUCGAUCCACGUGGCCCAGCAAAGGCGGCGUGAUAGGCUGAGAAUCCUUCACCAGCAAGCUUAUUACAGUGCAAAUCAACUCCCAUUCUCAUCCCAGCAGGAGGAUGUUCUAAUUUACCAACGGAGGGACUGUUUGGCUGCACAUGAUGAACAAGAACUACUUGACAAUGAAAAUAAUAAUAACAACAACAACGAUUUGUGUAGACAAGUCCCCACAGUUAGCUUCAAUCAGGUUUCGGACAAGCAGCCUUACUUUGGCUCACACUCCGCCACCGACAGUUGUUGGGGUCAGGGUCCGAAUACCGUUCCCGGGGUGGGCCUUCCCGGCGAUUUUCAUCCUUGCAAUCUGGAUCAGCAGUCCCCUAAUUGUGGCCUUGUGAAUCCUUCAUUUAAUCAGAAUCCACUGCAGGAGCUGGUCUCCAGUUGUGAUCAUUUGCAGUCCAGUAGCCCCGAAGGGACUUGGUCAGUGGACGGCGGUCUUCUUUCGAGCCAGGAUAACUUGAUCCGUCAUUUCGCAGAUGGUGUUCACUACACUCAUCGGGGACUUGCUCUCUCGCUCUCGUCCCUCCCGUCUGCUCAGUUUGCCCAAGGAGAUUUCACUUUUUUGGCCAAUGAUAAAGUUUCUCGUCAAGGGGCUCAGGCUGCUUCGGCACACAAUCGGUGCCCUGGCCCGCUUGGGCCUUUCACGGGCUACGCCACGAUUCUGAGGACUUCGAGGUUCCUGAGGCCCGCGCAGGUGUUGUUGGAAGAGCUCUGUUGCAUGGCCCGGCCUGUCGAUACUCAAACGUGUGAGGGGCUAGGUAAGAUUUUAGAGCAAGAUAGGGUUUCUGUUGAAGAUGAUGCUCAACUCGGAUCAAACCCAAUAGCUGCUGGCUCGUUAUUUGGGUCUAACGGAUCUAAUGAAAAGAUCCGGGAGGGUGAGGGUGCCGGUGGAUGGACGUACUCUUGCCUGCCCAACAAUUUUCAGAAGAAGGCAAAGCUAUUGUGUAUGCAGGAUGAGGUGUGCAAAAGGUACAAACAGUAUCAACAGCAGAUGCAAAUGGUGGUCUCAUCCUUUGAGUCCGUGGCAGGCCUAAGUGCCGCCACUCCAUACAUUUCUUUAGCUUUAAAAAUGGUGUCGAAAAACUUCCGGUGUCUAAAGAAUUCCAUAACCGACCAACUCAAGGACAUUCGUGGCGCGAUUGGAGAGGUUCCAUCAUCACCAUCGGCCGGUACAAGCAGCGGCAAAGUUGGUGCUAGUAGUUCUAUGAUUAAGUUUUUCGACCAAAGCUUUCAGAAGCAGAACAAUGUGGGCCUUCUUCAAGGCCAACAUGUUUGGAGGCCACAAAGAGGCCUUCCCGAACGGGCUGUCUCUAUUUUACGUGCGUGGCUGUUUGAUCAUUUUCUUCAUCCGUAUCCCACGGACACGGACAAGCACAUGCUGGCUGCACAAACUGGUCUAACAAGAAACCAGGUGUCAAACUGGUUCAUCAAUGCCCGAGUCCGUGUGUGGAAACCAAUGGUGGAGGAGAUUCACAUGCUGGAGACAAAAGGAAAUUCGAACAUGUGCACGGAAGAUAAAACUGCAACAGCCACUGUCUGCGGUCAACCAAACGACACAGCUGGUCAGUGCUCAAAUACAAUCCGAAGGAGCAGUUGUUCGAGUUUGGAUCCUACCGAAAAGCGAUCUAGAAUGAAUUACUACCACGUUCCUAAUAGUGACGCUAUUAACGGAUCGUUAAUGGGGUUUGUACCACCAUCUAAUGGAGUCGAAAUGGCGGGAUUGGGUCCGGUUUCGUUGACUUUAGGCCUCAGGCAAAGUGCCGAGAACGGGCAUCAGAUGCAUUAUGGAAGUAGGGUUCUUAGAGACUUUGUUGGCUGA
Molecule: messenger RNA, 1875 nt
Organism: Striga hermonthica
Lineage: Eukaryota; Viridiplantae; Streptophyta; Magnoliopsida; Lamiales; Orobanchaceae
Source: the annotation of a GenBank genome assembly